This is a messenger RNA of Solanum verrucosum, 375 nucleotides long. RefSeq lists its product as uncharacterized. The transcript has a single exon. Bases 1 to 375 code for a protein of 124 amino acids. NCBI's taxonomy places the organism in Eukaryota, Viridiplantae, Streptophyta, Magnoliopsida, Solanales, Solanaceae. The record is from RefSeq and is a predicted model, not a curated record.
AUGGGACAGCUGGCCUAUUUAGCGGAUGUGAGGGCGGCUCGAUGUGAGAGAUCCAUUCCAGAGAUGAUCAAUAGUGUUAUAUUAGUUGCACUAACCCCCCUUAGGGCCUCUAUUGAUGAUCUAGCUGCUAGAAUUGCUGCUUGUGAGAGCAGACAGGGGGAGACAUUCGAGGUUUCAGUUGUGAAAGCCGAAGUGGCAGAUUUGAGGAAGGACGUAGACUAUUUGAAGUUUACCAAGUUCACCUCAUUGAUGCGGGGUACUGAUGACGAGGAUGCUCCUGAGACCUCGGAGAUUCCUCCGGCUACCACAGGAGAUGCACAAAGAGGUAGCACAACCUAUGAGGAGUCGGAUGCUGAGAUCGACGAGGAGCUAUAG